AUGACUGCCAUGGCCGACAUCAUUUCCGGCUUUGAACAGCACCUGCUAGAGGAAGCAAUGAACGCAGUCAGGCAGGACGGGGAUGCUCCAGAUGAUGAGGACGAUGAACUUGCGGCAGCGGCCGAGUCUGAACAGCGCGCUAAACGCCGCAAAACCAUGCAAAAGCAGCUCGCUGCUCUUCAGCAGAACAAGCCUUCGUUGUUUUCUGACGAAGGCUCCUUGCCCGCGAUUGGCGCCCAGAUGGCCCAGAAUGGCAAUCGGGCUGUUGGCCUGUAUGACGAGGGCCGCUUUUUGCUGUUCUGGCUUCAACGCGUCCACUAUGUCAAAACUUUUCAACGGCAGCGUCUGGAAGCGCAGUGUUCUUCGGGACCAGAACCGCUUCUGCAUGCAUCAGACGUGCUUGUGCCUUGCCAUGACUUUCCACAUUGA
This is a messenger RNA of Effrenium voratum, 429 nucleotides long. The record is from the annotation of a GenBank genome assembly. NCBI's taxonomy places the organism in Eukaryota, Dinophyceae, Suessiales, Symbiodiniaceae.